[Torrubiella] hemipterigena is the source of this 525-nucleotide messenger RNA. The record is from the annotation of a GenBank genome assembly. NCBI's taxonomy places the organism in Eukaryota, Fungi, Ascomycota, Sordariomycetes, Hypocreales, Clavicipitaceae.
AUGAAGUUGUCUCGUGCCGUUGUCUUCUCCACGGCCGCUCUUGGUGCCUGGGCUGAGACCUCAGUGCUUUCGCUGCCAUUCUCUCAGGAUGUCCUCUCCACUAUGCCACUAUGCGCAGCUUCCUGUCUUGCCAAGACCUCCGCAAUUUCCUCUAAGCCCUCAAACAACCAGACCGCCAAUCUUUGCAAAGACGUAUUGUUUCAACAAGAGGCGAUCCUAUGUGUUCGGCAUAUGUGCACCAUCAUGGAAACGCUUGCAGCUCAGAAUAUUACGAACACAGCCUGCAACGUGCCACUCCGAGAUCGUUCCAAGCAGUAUAUAGAGCUUUCUCUUGCGAUGGGCAUUGCCGGCUCUUUCACAGUGAUGGCCAGACUUGUCUUCAAGCGCAGAUACAAUCUAGGCCUAGAUACAGAUGACUGGCUGACAGGGAGCCUGUUAGUAACGAGCGUGGCUACAAUAGUCGUCAAUCAGUAUAGGCUGACGAACAAUGGGCUUGGGCGUGACGUUUGGACCAUAACACUCUAG